Python bivittatus (Burmese python) is the source of this 1373-nucleotide messenger RNA. NCBI's taxonomy places the organism in Eukaryota, Metazoa, Chordata, Lepidosauria, Squamata, Pythonidae. The record is from RefSeq and is a predicted model, not a curated record.
GCUGGCAUCUUCAGAGGCAGAGAAUUGGGUAGCCUUGGUGCAUUAGGUACAACUUCUGCGCUAUGGGAAAAAGAAACAAGAGGACAGCAGAUAGUUCGUCCUCUGAAGAUGAGGAGGAAUAUGUUGUGGAGAAGGUUCUAGACAGGCGUGUUGUGAAGGGUCAAGUGGAGUAUCUUCUCAAGUGGAAAGGAUUCUCUGAGGAGCAUAAUACCUGGGAACCUGAAAAGAACCUUGACUGCCCUGAACUGAUUGCUGAGUUUAUGAAAAAAUACAAAAAAAUGAAGGAAGGUGAAAACAAGCCCCGGGAGAAAUCAGAGGGCACCAAGCGAAAGUCUAGCCUCGCCAACAACACUGAAGAGAUCAAAGCCAAAAAGAAGAGAGAGAGCACCGAUAUUGCCAGGGGCUUUGAAAGAGGAUUGGAGCCAGAAAAAAUCAUCGGAGCCACAGACUCCUGUGGAGAUUUAAUGUUCCUAAUGAAAUGGAAAGACACGGAUGAGGCUGAUCUGGUUCUAGCAAAAGAAGCCAAUGUGAAGUGCCCUCAAAUUGUGAUAGCAUUUUAUGAAGAGAGACUGACCUGGCAUGCAUACCCAGAAGAUGCUGAAAACAAAGAGCGGGAAGCAGUGAAAAGCUAAAGUGGCUGGGGUUCUCUGUCCGUCCAUAAUUGUACAUAUCCACCCUCCCUUCCCCUUUGCCCAAAUGCAUCCAUGGAAAUGUGCUUAUUACUGUGCUCGACAGGAGAAACGUUGAUAUUGGUUGGUUUAGUCAUAACAUAAAUGGUGUGAGUCACGUUCAGUUUCCCUCCAAGAGAUUGACGUGCAGUGUGUGUUCUUCUGUCACCUCAUCUCAUAAUUAAUAACAAUAAUGGUUCUUGUUUUUAAAGCUCCUUCAGAGUUUCCAGGCCUUUUUUCCUGCCUGGCUGUUUAGUUCUGCAUCUCUUCUAUUUCAUCAUGUUGUUUGUAGAGAAUUGUUAACUGUCAUUGUUACUGACUUAAAAGUGGCAGGAGCUCCCUGAAUUCAGGACAGACCCAACUGACCUAGCACAGUCUUUGGAUUCUUAGGUCACCCAAAUCACAGUCAAGCCAGAUCUUGGGGGAUGGGGGCAGGGCUUUUUCUAGUUUAUUUCAGAAUUGCUAACAGGUUGCUUGAAUUGCAUUCAAAGAUGCUAGAUAGCCAUUUUCACCCUAAUUUUCUAACUGCAGGUCAGAACAGGUACCUUUUGGAGAACAAAUAGAAGUUAAUUAGUUGGCAAGGAUAGCAUUCCUCUUUUCAACCUGUCCUUUUAUACAAAGAGAUUUAGUCCUAUUCCUUUCCUUUCCUUUCCUUUCCUUUCCUUUCCUUUCCUUUCCUUUCCUUUCCUUUCUUUUCCUUUCCUU